Molecule: messenger RNA, 6227 nt
Organism: Cygnus olor (mute swan)
Lineage: Eukaryota; Metazoa; Chordata; Aves; Anseriformes; Anatidae
Gene: C10H3orf18
Product: chromosome 10 C3orf18 homolog
Exons: 5
Coding region: 2783-3253 (156 amino acids)
Source: RefSeq, a predicted model, not a curated record
GGCAGCGCGGCCCCGGCACGGCCCCAGCGGCGGCGCCCCGCGGGCAGCGCUCACCCCGGCGCCGAGGUCGUGGCCGCGCGAGGAGCGGCUGGUGGAGCGCCGCCAGCUCGCCGCAGCCGAGCGCCCGGACCCGCUGCGCCUCGCGUCGGACCCGUGGCCGGGCGGCGGCCGUGCCUGGCCCUGGAGCAGCCGUCGGAGACCCGGAGCAGUGCCCAGCCCGCAGGUCGAGGCUCCGGCGCCAGGAUGACAACUGGGAAAGGAAGGUGGUGGUGGGAAAGGUCACGCGCCCCCUUCGUAAGCCGUGGGCCCUGGGCGCUCGGCCUCCCAGGCUGGCCCCCUGCAGUGUGGGCCAGGAGGGGCUUGGGAGCAGAAAUACUCUCGGCUGGCCCAGGGACUGGGUGUCUAAACUCUGCUGGGAACCUUUCAGCCAGGACCGCUUACAGAGCUGGGCUUGGGAACCCUUCAGCAUGGGCAGGAUGCUGAGAGCACAACCCCUCUUCACCCCCCCCCCCCAUCCCCAGUUGGCCAGAUUUUCAGCCAGCUAAUUUUAACCUAACUUUUUUUCAGAGGAGCAAUGCACAGCAGCACAAUAUCUGGCCCAUAUGUAAGGGGGCCUUACCCAAAGGCUUGAAAUCAGCUUCAGCAUCCAAGUGGUUUUCCAAAACUGACAUUGAAUUGAGAUGGAGGCUAAUCCAUUAUGCUUCCAAAAUUCAGCAGCUCUUUGGGAUCUAGAGCUAUGCUUUGAGCAGUCCUGAGGCCUGCUUCACUGCUUUCACUGAGGUUCCUUUUCCAAUUUUUGUUUCCUUGGUUGUGGCUUUUUAUAAAACAUCAAGUAUUGUCGUGGAGGGUUUCUCUGAAUAGCAGAAAUCGAUGGUUCUCUCUGAGCAGCCGCUUUGCCUGCCCUGCCCCAUACCUGUGCAACAGUUCCCUCCCUUCCCCUGCUGGGCCAUGGCUGCUGCCGUGGCACUCGGCUUUCAAAUUUGUCAUCUCUGGGCCUGGGUGUCCCCUACCGCUGAGCUCCACUGUAGUCAGUGGUGGAAUCCAGGUGCUGUCUGGUUUGGUGGUCAGUGAAGGACGCUUUCCCAUUCAGCCACAAGGAACCCGUGUCUCAGUGUGAUGGUAGGUGGCACCAGGCCAGAAGUGCUAUCUACUUUCACGUUUCUCUAGAAACUCACGGGAGUUUGACAUGUUCCACAAGUCUCCCAGGCACUUCGAAAUCUCCCGGCAGCUCCUGCUUCACAAAGUUGUUCACUGGGAAUUGUGAGACAGGGUCUGCGUGUGUGGUGAGAGGUCUGCAUGCUCGGGGAGAUGCAGGACAAGUGCUGUGCACGUCGAGAUGGCUAGUCAGGCUGCUGACAGGCCACGGGGAGGCCUGGAGCUGUUUGCCUGGUGUAAUUUCUCUGCUUCAGUUGUUAGUGACAGAUGUUAAUCAUGCUGCUUAACGCAGUUACGGACAGCAGUAAGGCAUCGCAGCAAUGGGAACUGCGCAAUAACCUUGCCCAGAAUAGAACAGUAGAGCUGAACGAUGGCUCAUUUCUCUUUGCAAGCACAUCUUUUUCUAUUCAGAGCUCAUUAACCCCUGUGUCCUGGUUGCAUUCCAGUUCAGAGAUGUAGCGUCUGCUAAAGUACAGAGAAAUUAUCAGAGGAGUGCUACUGUAGUUCUUGGGAUCUGUAUUACUCUGCUCCAGAGGUAGCUGUGUUUUCACUGAAGCAAUUGCUGAACUAAGGCUAUAUACAGUGAUUUUUAUAAACAAAGUUGUGCAGAUACUUCCCAUAGGAUCAUCCCAUGGUGUUUUGCAACUCCUGAUCAUUUCCACAAUAGAAGCAUGAAAACAAUUAAAGCCUUUCAUGUUUUCAGCAUGAAUAGAUCUGUCAAAUUUCACAACUGCAAUCCAAAAUGGGACCCAUUUUAAAAUUAAUACCAAUAAUUAGCGGUGCAUGACUAAGCCUGAGUGGGUGCUUUCACGGGGAACUUGAGAAAUACCAUCUUUAGCAGCAGAUGGGGGACCAGUGCAACCCGCUGCUUUAAGGAAGCUGCCUUCCAGAGUGCGUGGGCUGAGGGACAGUGGGUGGAUGGACAGGGCAGUGACUUGCCAGUCAGCAGUGACUGCUUUGGAGGGCAGUCCUGCUUCGGAUUCAAUAGAAAAACACCUCGAAUUAUGGAUGCCUCAGAGGUGAUUGCUGUUUUGCUGGAUCUGUUCUCACUGGUAAACUUGAGGGGAUCUCUGUAACUUUCUGUAAAUUGAAAGCAAGAGACAGAAGAGAAGCAGGAAGAUGCUAUUUUUCUGGUAUGGAUGGAGGCCACCUGGCUCAGCCUGGAGCAGACAAAGGCAGGGGCUCUGAGGCUGGCCCCACACAGAUCUGCCAAGUGCCUGCAAGGAGCUGAGCUGAAGUAGUGAGGGGAGGGCAAAUCACUGACUUCAGCCGAAUCAGGCAGGACUUUGGAGGCUCUUUUGGGGGAAAAAUGGUUUGUUUAUUGAUUUUUUUUUUUCCUUAUUUUGAGUGGGCAUCUCUGAGCUGCUCUCAAAAAUUGUGCUAGUUAAUUGGGAGGCUUUGGGAAAGGUGUCUGUCUCUAUUUGCACUAUGUGUCUGCUCUCUUCCUUUCCAAGGCAGAAACCAGUGUGGUUCCAUGAAGAAAAGCCAUCAGCGAUGAUGCUACAAGAUAGGUCUCACAUGAGGGUCCUUGAAAUGAGGGGCAGCUCUCCACUACUGUAGCUGGAACCUGUCUCUUGAGUGGCUGGAGACAACAGCUUGGUAAAAGAAGCUACCAGGAGCUGGCAGGAUGAGUUACAGCUCACCCUCUGUACAUGACUUGUAUCACAGCCCCACCGCAACGGCCAAGCCAGACCCAGGAACAACUCUGGAUGUGACUGUACCAGAAACAGCUACCGUAAGCCCUGAGACUACUAGUUUCAACAGCACCAAAAUCCCAGAUGUGGCCAGCAGUGGACCCAGCAUGAGCACAAUGCUGCUGUCCUUUGGGAUCAUUACUGUGAUUGGGUUGGCUGUAGCUAUGGUUCUGUAUAUCAGGAAGAGGAAGAGGUUGGAAAAGCUACGGCACCAGCUCAUGCCAAUGUACAACUUUGAUCCCACCGAAGAGCAGGAUGAACUGGAGCAGGAGCUGCUUGAACAUGGGCGAGAUGCAGCAUCUUCCCAGGCAUCACAGAGCAAGAUUCUGCUGACGAAUCAAGGAGCCCUCCAAAGACCCAGCCGUCUUGUGUUCACAGACGUUGCCAAUGCCAUCAAUGCAUGAACAAUACCUGCCCCUGCUCUGGGAUUGUGCCGAGACUGGGGAGGAUGGAGCCAACAAACCAUUGACUUCUCACGAGCAUGGCUGAGUCCCGGAGCCCAGCUGGUCACUCUGCUGGUUUGUGGUACAGAUGGGCACAAACACUGGGAACAGUCGUCACUUUGGGAAGAAAACCCUUUGUGAUGGCAGUAGCAUUUUUUGAUGUGUCCGUUACUACUAAAGGGUUCUGAGCUGCCAUGCUCUGGGUUCUGGGCUGGUGCUGACAGACACCAUCUACCAGGCCGCAUGCUUAGGAACAGUGGCCACUUUGUUGUAGUGUAACUUAUCGGAGCACACGUGUGAGCGCUCUGGGUCAGGGAGAGAGGAGAGGUGCAUGUUUCACACAGCUUCCCUGUUGGCUUUGUGCCACCAGAUCCCCGGGAAAGUGAUGAAUGAGCCUCCCUGUGCAGCUUUGGCAGACCCUGGAGGGCUGACCGGUGGCAAAGCCUCUUUGAGCUGGGAAAGCUGACUCUCCUAGCUGAGUGGUAAUCUGGGGCACACAAGGGAAAACACAUACCAUGGGCUUAUCCCAUUGUGGCAUGUGUGAUGCUGAUAAAUGUGAGCCUGGGCUGAUGUUGCAGCAUGGGGAAUUCACUAGCUCUAAAAAGUGAAAUGGUGAACAUUUGGCUGAUAACUUCUUAACUGAGGAGAUGAUCUGUGAAUAUCCCAAAUCAGGGCUGCCAUAUGUAGAGAGGGGAUUUCACACAGCUAGAGGCAGGGGCUGUCACAUCUAGCUACAUGACUCCCUGCCACUGACCUGGGAACGCCAGUGCCUGAGCCAGAGAGAGGAAUUGAACACUGAAGAAAACUGGGGCCCUGAUACCACGUAUCCCCGGGGCUUCAGCUCAGGGAAGUUUUUACAGUGCAGAGAGAAGAUUAAGCCUUGAUUUUUCUUCUUUUGAAUGAGGAUUAACAGGUAUUGGCUCCACAUUACAACAGGUGUGCCUAGAGGUGGCCGAACAUCUGGUUGCUUCCUUACCUGCUAGGACCUGCAGUCAGUCUUCUCCCUGCUGAAGGAAACAGAGUUUUGUGUUAGCCUUUGCUCGUGUUACCUGCUAGUGCAGAAGGUGGGUCUGGGCAGGUAAGACAGCAGUUCCCCUGUAACCCUGAAGCACCCCGCUGCCUGCAUGUCCUUCAGGGCUGCAGGAGAGAGAGUGUGAAGGGGUCUCUGGCCACCUUGGCAUGCUGCAGUGCAGCAUGAGGGCUGUCCUCCUCAGAGCCUCUGGUGGCCACCAGCCUAGAGUGCUGCUGGCCAGCACAGUGGCCAGGGGCUGGCAGCAGGGUCCAGGCUGGGCUCUCACACUGCAAACAAAGAGCAUGGCAGAAAGGACAAGAGGAGGGUCCAGUACAACCAGAGCACCAGGCACGUGCCCCAUCCUCCCUGCCCAGUUGCUCAGUCUCGAAACUGCAGGGAAAAUCAAAAGAAGGGAUGUGCGUCUGUCCACCCCGUUCGGACAUCGUGAUCUGGGGGAAGGGGUGCUCCUUUUUGCUGCCAGAGAUUGACCCUCACUCCUGGUUGGGUGGUGGCUUUAGAUCCCUGGAGGUGAACGCACAAAUCAAACUGUCUCACUGCUGUGUUAGUGGUGCACAAGCAUCAGUCCCCGGCCAUAUACUACUCGCCUACUGAUUUUUCUGCAGCACAUGCGUUUGUCAGAUCCUAUUCCAUCCACAGCACCAGUUAAAAGGGAAUCAGGGCCAGUCAAAAUUUGAAUGCAGAUCUAAAGGUGAGCUUUAUGCAAGGAGGUGUUUCACUGAGUGGCAAUUCAGGUAUCAUGUGCUUUGUUGCAAGUUUGGGCCUGCUAGCUAGUUUUUGUUCUCCCAGAUCCUGUUUUUUUGCUUCCCACUGUGAUUUUCUUUUGCUAUUCACAGAUGCAAACACUUUCCUGUGCACAUGCCACUGACCCCUGCCGCAGUGAACAGUUUCUCACCAGCUCUACCUUCUUCACUACACAGCUUCCCUCAUAGCAUUUUUGCAGGACUGAGUUGCUUUAUUUUUUCAGUAUCCCCCUUCCUUUUUAAAACCAAAGAGUUCUGAAAGUGUAGUAAGUCUAGGAGUGUCAGCACGUGUAGAAAAUGGCCCAUCCUUUAUAACUGGUAGAUAUGGCAGGAGGCAUUCCCAGCUUGCCAAGGUUUGCGCGCCAGGGAGACUGCUGGAAGGGGGUGUGGGUACAAAUACUUGGUGUAAUCUGGUGUAGGUCCUUAGAAUUUGGAGGCCACCAUCUGUGGGUCUUCCCCGAGGUUAUGCUUACAUGACCAGCCAAAAAAAAGCAACCCCCACCCCACCCCUGCCUCAACUUACCAUCUCUUUAUCUCUCCUCCGAGUGCUCCCUGAGGACAGCCAGCCACAGAGAUGUCAGAUUUUUCCCUUCAGCAGCUGGCACAUCAUUGCCCGUCACACUCCUGUGCUUUGCAGCAGGAUGGGGACGCAAGCGGUGGCAAUGGUGCAUGCCCUAACCUGCAAGUGUUCAGCCCCUAGAACUCAUAGGACUGGAACUUUGUUGUUGUCAUUUUACACUCUAUAAAAGGCAACCAUAAGCUGGCUGUUGCCUCAGACCACUCCAUGUAUUGCACAGGCAGCUGCCAAACAGUGCAUCUGCCAGCUCGGGUACAAAAACAGGCACCUUGUUCCACGUUAAUGCUGAGAUAUCUCAUAUAACAAACACACCUGCAGAGGAAUUCUCUUUAACCAUUCUUCCUGCAAUGGUAGGCUUUGUCCUGUGAUGACUGCCCUUAGAUUAAAGAAGUACAGAAAACAAGACUAAAAGAAUAUUAUGGGUAUUUGCUGGGCUUGCACUGGAGUAUUCUUUUAGUUCAAUAGCGCCUUCACUCACAGUUCUUGGACGUAUAUGUACAACUUAGCAGAAGCAUUAUGAUGUAAUUUAAUUCAAGUGUUUCUGUGUCUUAAGCAUUUAAAUAUAAUUAAAGUAUUUACAUGAAA